This is a messenger RNA of Gadus chalcogrammus (walleye pollock), 2678 nucleotides long. RefSeq names its product dual specificity testis-specific protein kinase 1-like. The transcript is spliced from 8 exons. The record is from RefSeq and is a predicted model, not a curated record. NCBI's taxonomy places the organism in Eukaryota, Metazoa, Chordata, Actinopteri, Gadiformes, Gadidae. Bases 161 to 1846 code for a protein of 561 amino acids. Gene Ontology annotation, molecular function: ATP binding; protein serine/threonine kinase activity; protein tyrosine kinase activity. Gene Ontology annotation, cellular component: cytoplasm; nucleus. Gene Ontology annotation, biological process: actin cytoskeleton organization; positive regulation of stress fiber assembly; protein phosphorylation.
UAUUGGUGUGUGUGUCCAUGAAGGCCAGUUGCAUGCGCUGACGGAGUACAUCAAUGGGGGAAGUCUGGAGCAGUUGCUAGACAGCGAUGUGUACCUGUCCUGGUGUGUGAGGAGGGGCCUUUCGCUGGACAUCUCUAGGGGCCUCCAGUACCUGCAUAGCAUGGGCAUAUUCCACAGAGAUCUAACCUCCAAGAACUGUCUGGUGCGCUGCGACAGCGGGCUCUUCACCGUCGUGGUGGGGGACUUCGGUCUGGCAGAGAAGAUUCCAGACUACAGUGACGGAGUGAAGAAGCAGCCUUUGGCCACCGUGGGCUCCCCCUACUGGAUGGCCCCAGAAGUUCUCAGAGGAGAGUUCUAUAAUGAGAAGGUGGAUGUGUUUGCAUACGGGAUCAUCCUUUGUGAGAUCAUAGCCAGGAUUGAAGCUGAUCCGGACUUCCUACCCAGAACUGAGGACUUUGGACUUGAUGUAGAGUCGUUUGAGAACUUGAUCGGGGACUGUCCACAAGCUUUCCUUAUGCUGGCUGUAACCUGCUGCAAUAUGAGUGCGGUUCAGCGGCCUGCGUUUUCCGAAGUUGUGUUGACGCUCGAGGUGAUGCAGGAUGAAGGGGGGGAGAGCGAUGAUCCUAUCACUCUGGACCCCGUUGUCGUGGAGACCAGUCCUGACCGGCGCGGCUCAUCCUCUCACCCGGCCGACCGCCAGCCCCAACGCUUGGCCCGGAGCCAGUCGGAUGCUUCGCCAGCGGCGACCGUGACCCCCAGCCACGCCCCUGCGGCAGCUCCCGGGACCCCGGCGCGGGUCAACCCCUUCUCCAGCCGGCGGGACCUCAACGGCGGCCGCUGCAAGCUGCUGGACACGCCCAGCAUGUCGGUCAUCUCCCUCAGCUUCUCCCUGCCCGCCCCGCCCCUCCGGCCCUCGCCGCUGUCGCCCCACGCCCACCACCCCGGGGCGGGGCGCAGGAGGAGCGGCCCCCCCAGGAGGUGUCUGUCCCUGCCCUCCACCCCGGACCUGGGCGGGCUGGCGGCCGGCUCGCGAUGGAAUCACCAGGACGUGUGGAAGGAAGGGACAGAGCUUCCACCGGUGGCGCCCCAGGCCGGGCUCACGGACGGGUCCUCCCCUGGGGAGGCUCUGGGGGUGGAAGAGCAGCGGGACCGGGGGCCGACCGCAGGGGAGGAGGACGUAGGGGCCACACAAGUGUCGACGGAGGACUCUGCUCUGGAGACGCUGUCCCUGGAGCGCCUAGAGGAGGAACCGGAGGAGCAGGAGGAGCCGGAAGAGCAGGAGGAGCCGGAAGAGGGCGGGGAGGCGGAGGGUCUCAGUGAGGCCAUGGACUGCACCAAGUCCCCCGAGGCUGAGGGCGGAGCCCCCACAGCCAGCAGGCCCCUGCGCACCUCCUCCUCCUACUGCCCCCUGCAGGCCAACGGCUGGCCCCUCCCCAUCUCCAACGGGCCGCCCUCUCUGCCCCCCCUGCCUCGCGUGGACAACAACAACGGCCCGUCGCCGGCGUGCGUGAUGGGACGGCAGGUCCGGUGGGGGGGGCUGGGGGCCGGGUGGGGGCUGAGCGGCUACUGGGGCCCCCCCCACCGAGCAGGACCCGGGCGUGUCCUGCCCCAGCUGCUGCCUGGUGGGCCUGGCCCUGCCGUCCGCCCGGCCCUGGACCAGCUCCCUGCUGCCCCAGCUGCGCCGCCCCCCCCCUCGCCACAACCUCAACGGUGCGCGGACCGCCGCCUCCCCGGCCGGACCCUCAUGCUCGGCAAGCUCCGCCCCCCGCACCCUGAUGGGUCGUGGGGCCAAUGGACUGGGGGCCGCGGUGGGGGCGCCACGGGGGCGGGGCCUGACGCUGCCUGAGGCUCAGACCUGAGCACGCCACACUCACAGUUGCAUGGGGGGGGGGGGGGGGGGGGGGGGCUACAGUCUGCUGCUACAGGGGCUUUGAAUGUGUGACGGCAACCAGCCACUCCAUAGAGAUGUUCACACGAGACCACGACCACGGGGAGAGUGGACAGACCGAGCGAAGGACACACGAGCUGCAAUCCAAGCUGAAGACAGGCUGGGUCGUAGGCCGCCCCUCAUGGUGUUAAGCAAUAUACUAGUACUGGACCAAAUAACACUUUGUAUACGGCUGUGUCUCCUGUCCCGACCCGAGUCCAGCUGUGCUGAACUGUUUUACCGCUGUGCUCCAUUCGGCGCUGGUCUAUAUUUGUACUGAUUGCUUACAACUAUUUGUCAGUGCAUUUGCGCACGUUAGUUUCAGUAAAAGUAUUUUUGCUAUAUUAACUUUUGAUUAUCUAAGGAAAGGCCAACAUUUUCUCAAACUGAUUUUCUAUAAGGUGAAUGUCUUCUUUUACACUGUGUUUGGAAUAUGACUUGGAUGAUGAAAAACGAAUAAUAUCAAUGUCUCAAUACUAUUUAAUAUGUUCAUUUGAGGUGUGUGUGUACGCGCGCAUGUGUGUGUGCGCGGGUUAAUCAAAUGGAAUUUUAAAGGAUACAUUUUUAUGGAGGUGUUGGAAAACCGUAGUCUAAUGUGCGCGUGCGUUUCUGUUGUUCAUUUGUUAGUCAGAAACGUCAUGGGAUGAUGUGCAGCAGAUAACCAUUAAACCAUAAUGUCCUUCCUGUGUGUUCCAGUUCCCGUUGGUAUGUGCGUUAUUAUUUUAGUCACAUGAAGCUCCCCCACUCCUUA